This is a messenger RNA of Myotis myotis, 538 nucleotides long. It is a transcript of the gene PPM1N, whose product is annotated as protein phosphatase, Mg2+/Mn2+ dependent 1N (putative). Gene Ontology annotation, molecular function: manganese ion binding; magnesium ion binding; phosphoprotein phosphatase activity. The transcript has 4 exons. NCBI's taxonomy places the organism in Eukaryota, Metazoa, Chordata, Mammalia, Chiroptera, Vespertilionidae. The record is from RefSeq and is a predicted model, not a curated record. Bases 134 to 538 code for a protein of 134 amino acids.
CUGUGAGAGGGCUUGGUUUAGACUGGCAGAUGGGCGGGGCUUGAGAGAAAUGGGGAGACCCACACCAGAACUCAGGGAUUGUUAGGGAGCUCUGCUUCCGAGAGCGUGGGGCCCUGCGCUGGGGCAUUCAAUCAUGUCCCACUGCUGUAUACUCUCUCUUCUCCACCUUCUUCAGGGCAGCCCGGACAACAGGACCUGCAUCCUGGUCUGCUUCCCCGGGGGGCCCCCAGGCCUUGCGAGGAGGAAGGAGCUAGAGCUGGAUGCAGCCCUGGGCCGCAGGGUCGCAGCGCUGUGUUCCUCUGCCCAGGAGCCCCCCAGCCUGAACAAGGUGUUCAGGACCCUGGCCUCUGAGGACAUCCCGGAUUUACCUCCUGGGGGAGGGCUGUACUGCAUGGCCGCUGUCAUCGCUGAAGCUUAUUCUCAGCUCUUCCAGGCCCCAGGGCAGCGCUGGGUGAAGGUGCAGAACGGGGCUGGGAAGGCCACUGGCACCCAUUCAAGCUGGGCCUUGGACUUCAGGCCUGACAGCUGUCGUCCUUAG